CCCCCCCCCCCCCCCUCCCCCUCCUCGCCCACAUAUACACACCACCACCCGCCGUGGCGCGCCCUCGACCUUUGUCUUUCCCCCCCUCUUGCUCUGCUUCACGCGCCCCUACCCAGGACCAAACAGCCGCCACACUGAUGGAGGGAGAACACGCGCCGCUGGUGGUCCCCCUCGGGCUCAAGGUGGAAGAUGGCCAGCCUGUGGCGGCCACAACGCCGGCAGCCGAAGCCGCUGCCGGCCAAGAGUCGCCCGCUAGAGCCUCUCCAAUGGGCAGCCCGGCGCCCGGGCCCCCGGUCCCCGGGUCCCCUUCGGGGUCCUCCUCGCCGAGCGAGCAGUACCGGUGCUUGAUUUGCAACAAGUACCUGUCCAAUGACCAGAAAUUGGUUCAUCACUAUCACCAUGAGCGGUUCACGGUGGCCAAUGCCCUGCGCGAAACCCUCUCCGCCCCGGACAACAAUGCCCUGACCCCGCCUCCAGCUGCCGCUGACCCGCCGCGACGCCGGCUGCGGUCCAGCUUCGUGUCCAGUAACCCCUCGUCAGAAGCCGCGCCGGCCGUGCAAUCGCCCCUCAGUGAGGCGGAACUCGCCUCACGGGCACACCUUGCCGGGAAGGUCCUGUCCAAUGUGCGCACCCGGCGUGCCCAGCGCAAUGCCGCCCUUGGUCUUGAGGGGGGCGCCUUCCCGGCCAUCUGCCCCGAGGUGUUGGCCCUGCAACAGCACCAGCCAGCUUCAGGCGCCGAGCCCACGCCGAAGCGCCGUCGGGCCCCUGUCCACAACUCUACCGCGUCUUCUCCAUCCUCUCGCUCCGGGGGUGGGGUUUUGUCAGGAUCCUCGGCUCCGGCGACCCCCUCUCCGGUCAGGCCCGAGCCAGUCCCCACUGGGGAUGCAGCCCGCCGGCGCGGUGCCUCGGCGGCCUCAUCCGCCACCAUCACCUAUGAGUCGGAGUUCCUGACGACGGCCGUGCGACAUUGCCCCUCUUGCAAUCAGCCCUUCCCCCCUGAGGCCACCUCCUUCACCAUCAACGACCAUAUUGACAUCUGUCUGGAGACAUUUGCCGCGGUCGAGGCCGCGAGUGCCGCCGCGGCCGACGCCGCGCCCCCUGCCCCGACCGGCGAUCCCGCGAGCGAGAUGGCCACCGAGUCCCCGCCUAGCCCGCUGUCACCCUCCUCCUCGAUGGAUGUGGUGCAUAUUGUCCUCCCCUCUGAUCGGGGACAGCAGCCACGCUUCUUCGAGCGCAUGCUCCCUCCGGUCACCACCCUGCAGACUCCCUCCGCGGCCCGUGGGCAGGAAGGCUCCACCCGGUCCUCGGCCUCUGCCGCCUCAGAUUGCGAAUCAGAUGUGGACAUCUCGCUGGAUGACACGAGUGCCAGUCCAUAUGGACCAUCGCAGUACUCGCAGAUGGACCUGGUGGCAGCGCGAGCCGCCAUGCGCGGGCCAUCGGCGAGGGCCGGCCCUGCGGGCACGUCUCAACGUCGCGGGUCUCUCCUGGCUGCCAUGGAUCCGACGGUCUCCUCGAUUUUGAGUGACCUGGGCGGGGUGAUCAACGAUGAUACCUUCUUGGAUGCGGUUGUGGCGAGCUCCGCCGUGCCAGCGGUGGCUACCACCCCCGGCCGCCGUUCUGCCGAUGAGUCGACCGAUAAUUUGGCCGAUCAGGCGGCCCUCGCUGCCGCGGCUGAGGAUGCCCGUCGGGUGGGGAUCAUCAGCUCGGAUCGAGUCCUGGAAGCGGCGGUUCGGGCCAGUCGAACGGACCCCCCGCCUGCUGGGCCGCUUGGCCCUGCCCGAUCGGCGCUGGACCUGCUCAGCGUCCCGGCUUCCGGGGGGCCGGCCCCGGCGGACUUGGAUCCGACCCGUCUGUUGGCAGUGGUCGCGCAUUUGAAACGCCAUAUUGCGGAUCUGGCUGCGGCCGGGCACAGUAUGCGCCAUGCUGCCGCCCAGGUGACCGGAUCGAGUGCCCAGGUGUGUGUAUGUGUGUCCGCAAUGGUUUGUGCAUUUGUGUGGUGUCAUCGCAUUCUCCUUACACGAUCUAUGGUGUAUUUUCCCCAAUCCAGCCCCAGGACCAGGGUGCUUGCUGCCUGAUUUGCCUGUGUGCCUUCGACCGGCCCCUGGUAUCAAUCGUAUGCUGGCAUAUCCAUUGCGAAGGGUGCUGGAUGAAUGCCCUGGGCCAGAAGCGCCUGUGUCCCCAGUGCUCGGUGAUCACCGCCGCGACCGACCUACGACGGGUGUACAUCUGAGGGCCCUUUCUCCCUCAUCCUCCCCUCGGCUCUCCCGUCCCAAUCCCCAGGUGUUGAGCCGUCCUUUGCGCCCCUCUUGUGGUGGUGCUGCUGAUGACGGCUCUCCGACUGCCCACCCACAACCCACUUCACAUUAUACCACGCAGCCAUGGCUGGGAAAAAACAGCACAAC
Messenger RNA from Fonticula alba, 2402 nucleotides. RefSeq lists its product as hypothetical. Bases 138 to 2075 code for a protein of 645 amino acids. Lineage: Eukaryota; Rotosphaerida; Fonticulaceae. Gene Ontology annotation, biological process: protein ubiquitination. The record is from RefSeq and is a predicted model, not a curated record. The transcript is spliced from 3 exons. Gene Ontology annotation, molecular function: ubiquitin protein ligase activity.